AUGAGCCAGAGUCUGUCGUCCUUGGGGAGGCUUGUGGCGUUGUGCACCUCACUUUCCAGUCAGGACUGCAGAAGGGGACAAAGUGGAGCAAAUGGGGACAGCAGCACUGACAACUCCAACACCGCAGGUGUUCCUCUGGUGAGGAAGCUGUGCUAUGCAGUGGGAGGCGUCCCCUAUCAGAUGACUAACGUGGCCAUCGGCUUCUGCCUACAGAUCUUCCUGCUCGAUGUGGUGAGGAUGGAGGCCUUCUUUGUGUCUCUGAUCCUGUUCCUGAGUCGGGCGUGGGAUGCUGUCACUGACCCCCUGGUGGGGUACCUGGUGAGCAGGACCCCCCACACCCGCAUUGGCAAGCUGCUCCCAUGGAUGGUGGUGUCCACCCCUCUGGGUAUCCUGUCCUAUGUGCUGCUGUGGCUGGUCCCCAGUGGCUCCCCUUCCCUGACCCUCAGCGUGCCCUGGUACCUGCUCACCAGCUUCAUGUUCGAGACCUUCAUGAGUUGCUACCAUGUGCCCUACACCUCCCUCAGCAUGUUCCUGGGUGGACACCAGCGAGACAGAGACUCUGCCACAGCCUACCGGAUGUGUGUGGAGAUGGUGUCCAUGCUGCUGAGCUCUGUGGUGCAGGGCCAGGUGCUGAAGGUGUUCCAUGCGGAGAGGGACCACGCCUGCCUCAGUGAGGAGCACACCACCAUGGGGGAUGCCCACAGCACCCCGCCACCCCUACACCCACCGCUACCCAACACGAAGAAGGCCUUCAUGACCUCUGCGCUGGUUCUGGGAGGAAUCUACUUCCUGUGCAGCUUGACUCUCUUCCUGGGAGUGAGGGAACAGCACGUUCCCGUCCACACUGAGGAAGAGAAGCAUCAGCCAUAUUUGUCCAGUCUGAAGAUGGUUGUGCGCCACACCCCCUACAUACGACUGGUCCUCGGCUUUCUCUUCUCCUCUCUUGCCUUUCAGAUGUCGUUGGGCAACUUUGCUCUGUACUGCACGCAUGCGUCAGGACUCGGGGCCCAGUUUCAAUACAUCAUCCUGGUGCUACUGAUAGCAGCAGCUUUGUCGGUGCCCCUGUGGCAGUUCCUCCUGCUGAGAGUGGGCAAGAGGAUCGCCCUCCUCAUCGGACUACCUCUGUUCAUCCCUGCGGUGGUGGUGCUGGUGUGUGUGCAGAGUAACCUGGCCGUCUACAUGGCCAUGAGCGUCCUGUGUGGAAGCAGCCUAGCCACACUCUUCCUGCUACCCUGGUCCAUGCUGCCUGAUGUGGUGGAUGACUUCGUCCAUAGGAACCCCUGCUGCAGGGAGAUGGAGCCUCUCUUCUUCUCCAGCUAUGUCUUCUGCAAUAAGCUGGGAGGAGGCCUCUCCAUCGGCGUCUCCACCCUCGUCCUGCAUUUUGCAGGCUACAAGGCUGGUGCGUGCAGCCAUGGUGAGGGGGUGGUGACGGCGCUACAGGUCCUGUUUGCUCCCGUGCCCAUCGGCCUGUUGCUGCUGGGCCUGCUGUUCUUCUACCUCUACCCCAUAGACGAGAAACAGCAGCAUCAGGACCGCAAUCACAACCACCAGGAGCAAGAACGGGAGCAGGCAAUUGCGGAGGCUCUCACCUCUUCCACAGAGGUGGACCUGCAGAGUGCAGCAGGAGGUAGCCUGACCUUCAGUGCAUCACCAGGACACCCUCAUGCCAGUAAAAUAGGUCAAAGGUCAAGGUCAAACCAGGGACACUCGUCACACCCAGCGUCCAAAGCAUCCUCCCAGAACUCAAGACCUGGUUCAUCUCUCCACCCCCACCCAGGGAGACAAGCCUGCACUGAUCCUCUGAUCCCUCAACAGAGUCGGGAGAGAGCCAGGCUGACCUCUCAGAACCCAAGACCUGGUUCAUCUCUCCACCCCCACCCAGGGAGACAAGCCUGCACUGAUCCUCUGAUCCCUCAACAGAGUCGGGAGAGAGCCAGGCUGACCUCUCAGAACCCAAGACCUGGUUCAUCUCUCCACCCCCACCCAGGGAGACAAGCCUGCACUGAUCCUCUGAUCCCUCAACAGAGUCGGGAGAGAACCAGGCUGACCUCUCAGAACCCAAGACCUGGUUCAUCUCAACACCCCCACCCAGGGAGACAAGACCACACAAAACCCCUGAAUCGCCAGCAGAGGCAGGAGGGGCCCAGGCCCAGCAGCUCUCAGCAGAGGCAGGAGGGGCCCAGGCCCAGCAGCUCUCAGCAGAGGCAUGGCAGAGUGUCAUCCAGACAUGGGUCAUCAUCACCGCCACAUCCAGACAGACUUCACUUAGAUGAUGAUGAUGACUCUUCUGUAGGCUGGGCUAAGGUGACCUGGGUGUAGAUGUUGGACCACCACAUGUUGCUAGUUCCAGGAUUUGCUUGGAGAAGGUCAAUAGACUGAAACAUUGCAAGUAAUGGAAAUGUGAACAGUGUACCGGGGCUUUCUUGUCUCAGACCAUAUAUUGACAUUGCACUUAACUGACCAUAUAUUGCUAUCAGUCUAUGACUUCAGAAUGGUUCCCUUCAAGUUGGAGCAAAGUCAUGGCCCUUUCGGGAUUGUGACGAUCAGAUACACUUAAAACAGAUAAUUGAUAAAGGAGGUCAUGAGGAGCUGCAUUGACCGACCAUUGGGACUUCAGAAUGAGUGGAGUUCAAUGGAGACAUUUUACAAAGUCACACACAUUUAAAAGACCAGAAUUGAUGCCACUUUGUUGCAUUGGUGACGUGUAGAAUAAUUUAUCUUGGUUACCAUACUGAGAAUUGUCGCUUUAAAGUCUGAACAGUUUGUUGAACCUUGUAUAGAGCCGUGAAAUAAAAUUCACAUGUUGAAUGCAAAGCCCUGGAGAGCGAUGAUUAUAUCACGGAUAAUGAAACACUUCACUGUAAAAUCAUCCUUUUUGACUGCAUCUGGACCUUUGAAUGCAACGGUCUCAGCACUAGGGCUUGUAAAUUAUAGUCACAGUCAACAGAAGCAGGCUUGAUCAGAAUUCUAAAUACGGUAGGUGCCACGUGGGAAUACCAACAAGACAUGAAAAGCUAUGUCCCAUACAAUAGCCUAUGUUCCUUGACUGUUUGUUUGAUGUGGUAAAGCAGAGAAUGUCUUUUGAUCUGGAGCAUGCAAGCAGACAGUUAAGGAACUAAGGUGAACUGAAAACACACAAUGAAAGCAUCUGCCUCAUCCAAUCAAACCGUCCCUCCACCAAUCAAAGCAUCAGCCUCUGCUGAUUGACAUCUGUCUCUACCAAUUAACAUGUGCGAAUAGAGUAACUUCCUUUUCACACAGUGAAAAUGUAUUAGCAGAGAAUCUUAUAUGAGAGAGAGAUAGUUCAGGCUCGUUCUUUUCCGGUAUCCAUGUGAUGUCGGGUGAACACCCCUUUAGGAGACCUUUGGUUAGGAGACCUUGGGGUUGAGAAUAGUCCCCUUAGCGCUGUAGAUGGCUGUAGCGCACAUCUUAUGAAAACACCACAAAAAGAGAAGAAGAAGGAGGGACAACGCCCCCUUAGGUGACCGUUCUUUGACCGAAUUUGAGCACACUCCUUUGCAUUGGAUGGGCGGAGUUUGACAUAUCUUUCUCUCCCAUACGAUGUUUGGUAUUAGGUUGGUGGGUAGAAGGUUUGCAUUCUGUAUACUGUAUUCUGUAGAUAAGAAUACCAUGCACAGUGUCCAUAUGCUUGGUUGAGAAAGGCUUUUAUUUUUCAUUCUCAUUUUGAAGUACAUUGAAUAAACGUUAUUUUCCAUAA
Molecule: messenger RNA, 3718 nt
Organism: Engraulis encrasicolus (European anchovy)
Lineage: Eukaryota; Metazoa; Chordata; Actinopteri; Clupeiformes; Engraulidae
Product: sodium-dependent lysophosphatidylcholine symporter 1-like
Exons: 15
Coding region: 1-2319 (772 amino acids)
Biological process (GO): carbohydrate transport
Cellular component (GO): plasma membrane
Molecular function (GO): symporter activity
Source: RefSeq, a predicted model, not a curated record